Messenger RNA from Drosophila bipectinata, 1372 nucleotides. RefSeq lists its product as uncharacterized. Lineage: Eukaryota; Metazoa; Arthropoda; Insecta; Diptera; Drosophilidae. The record is from RefSeq and is a predicted model, not a curated record. Gene Ontology annotation, molecular function: peptidyl-prolyl cis-trans isomerase activity. Gene Ontology annotation, biological process: protein peptidyl-prolyl isomerization.
GAGAAAUGAAGUUUUGCCUUUGACUUCAGUAUUAAAUAGUUUUUUAUCAUUGUUUAGUGAAAAAUUCUCGAUUAGGCUACUUUCGUACCCUUUUUUUUAAGUUUUUGGAUAUCGUAAUUGAAUUUCCUGAAAAGAGUUCACCAUGGCUGAGUUCCCGAUGUGUGUGACGGAGUCGCAGCGUGAGUUGGCCCGGCUUACGGAGGAGGAGCACCAGACCGCUAUCCAGAAGGUCAAGGAGCGGAAGAAGGUUGCCAAGGCGGCAAAAAAUUCGAUUCCUGGUGGAGACCAGGCCGUAAUGCGCCACAAAAUGUGGCUGCAACACCGCGAACGGGUCAAGGAGGCGAUCAGCACGGUGGACGCCGCGCCUCCCACCUUCCAGGCUGCCCGCAUCACCGGGGUGAACAAUCUGCGGGACGAGGCGGUGAACUUCAUGAAGCGCACCAAAGCGAAUAUCCAACUGCUGGUGGAAAUCUCCCGGACGAUGCGCACCCACGGAGCCAUCAACCCGUUUCGAAAUGAGGGGGUGCACGCCGUCUCUGCCGUUCCUAUGAUCCUUCUCAGUCUGGAGAAAUUGGAGCAGGAGAACCGCGAGUUUGGCAAGCGUAUUGCGGAGGUGACCAGUGAGGUGGACUCGGGCCUGUCCGACCAGUUGGCUGGGGGCCGGAACACGGCAAAGCUGCCGCCCCUGGAAUUACCCGAGGCGGCCAUGGCCAAGUAUGAGGCCUUCAAUAUCGAGCUGCCCGAAUCGGACGCGGAGCUUCGCCGACUUUUCCGGCCGCGCAUAUACUUCGAGCUUUACCUAAAGGAUGCCCGGCCAUUGGGCCGCAUUGUGGUCCAGCUAUACACAGAAGCCUGUCCACUGGUUGUGCUUCAACUGAUCCGUUCCUGCAUGUGCAACCAGCACCAGAAGUUCCUGGUCAAGCGCCUCUUCCCUAACCUCUGGCUGGAAGCGGACCUGCAGCUCUCCCAGGAGUCGCUGCUCCAUCAGCCCCUGGAGUACGACGCCAAGGUGAUCGACCACGGAGAAUCCGGCUACGUGCUCUCCUUCAGCAAGGCCUACGUCAAGGGAUUCACUCAGCACUUGUCCUUUGCCAUCUCCUUCAAGCCCCUUAAUGUGGUUAACGGCUCCAGGGUAGGAUUCGGGCGAAUCGUGAAGGGCAGCAAGAUUUGCGAUUGCAUCCAGAGCUACGGCACUAAGAACGGCAAACUCAGCCGGGGUUUGGUCUUCACCAGCUGUGGACUUUUGUAAAUCGAGUGUUGACAAGCUCUAAAUUGUACAUGUAACAAAUCCGAGAAGUCCUUCCCGAGUACUCGUACUCGCACACACACACUAUCGUUUUUAAUGCCUCGAAUAAAGUUCCAAUUAUAUGUA